Molecule: messenger RNA, 438 nt
Organism: Verticillium alfalfae VaMs.102
Lineage: Eukaryota; Fungi; Ascomycota; Sordariomycetes; Glomerellales; Plectosphaerellaceae
Exons: 1
Coding region: 1-438 (145 amino acids)
Source: RefSeq, a predicted model, not a curated record
AUGUCGGAUGGAAGGCACAGCUCUGCCGGGCACUCGGUGCACUCGGUGCACUCACUGGCUUCGGGACGAGCCAGCAGCCUGGGCAUGCACACGGACAACUUUCUGGUCAGCAGUCACGAGGACGACUCGCCCAUUGAUGCUGUGGACCCUCCACCCGAGUUCUUCAUCCUGGGCUCUGUGCCGUCCAUCAUCCGAUGCUGGCUGUCGAAAAACUUUGCGCACGCCACCAUGCGGUACGCAGACCUGUGCACGGGAUCGCAAAAGUCCGUCAUUGACUACUCGCUGAUCAGAGAGCUGGAGCUCGAGGACGAGCUCGAGCGUGACGUCGACGGCGUCUACAAGGGGGGGGAGGAAUGUCUACCUCGUGGAGGCCACGCCCGAGAGGACGCGCCGCUCCGUGAGCCCCGGCCAGAUCCCCAGCAUCACGGCCGUUUUUGA